AUGCUUUUAGAUCCUCAAAGAAUGGAAGAGAAUUUUGACGAUGGAAGUUUGGGAUCGGAGAUGAUACUAAGUGUUUCUUUUCAUCCUCACCCAUUAAUACGAAAUGAUGAUUAUGAAGAAGAAACAAUAUUUGUGUGUGAUAGAUGUGAAGAACUUUGUAUUGGUUCACGUUAUAGCUGUAAACUUUGUUUUUUCGACCUUGACAACAAAUGUGCUACUUCAAAAGAUGAAACCCAAAAAGUGAGAAAAGUCAAAACCAUAGUCAACCAUUUUAGUCACCCCCAUCUAAUUACACGAUGCAAGAUUGGCAUUUUACAAACAGAGCCAGACUUUGAUUUGACUUGCAUGGCAUGUAGACAACGCCUAUGCGGUAUAAUAUAUGCUUGCACUUAUUGUUCAAGAUUCUUUCUACACGAAUUUUGUCUCAAGCACAUACCGGAGGAAGUUCAAAGCUCGUUCCAUCCACAACAUCCUCUUCCCAUAUUUCCGUUCCCAUACGAGUCGGGACCUCCAUGCAAAGCCUGCAAUGAAGACGUUGAAGGCAUGCUGUUCUUUUGUGUAGCAUGCAAUUUCCCAAUGCACUAUUCAUGCGCUAAGUAUCAAUUUCGUGAGAUAAAACAUAAUUGCCAUGCCGAUCACCAUCUUCUACAUUUGGGGAAAGGUUUUUUCGGUGAUGAAUCUCCCCAAUGUGAUGCAUGUGGUGAAGCUUGUAAGGACACGUUGUUCAGCUGCCUCAAGUGUUUGUUUUAUAUACAUCUUGAAUGCAUUUCACUACCUUCCGUCGUCAAGCACAAACGUCAUUUGCAUCCAGUUGUACUCACAACUUUGGUGUUUGAAAAUGAUUAUGAAGAAUACUAUUGUGAUACAUGUGAAACACAAAGAAACCCAGAGCAUGACAUUUAUUAUUGCAAAGAAUGCAACUAUAUUUCACAUAUUGACUGUGUGCUUUCAGAGGUUGAACCUCCGGAAAAGAUAAUUCAGUGUCUAAUUCCACGUUCAAAAGGAAAUUGAUUAAAAAGGUGGUCAUCAAUGAAAAAUAAUUCCUUGAACAUUUGCAAGUAAACUUAUAAUAUUUAAACUU
Messenger RNA from Gossypium arboreum, 1081 nucleotides. RefSeq lists its product as uncharacterized. The record is from RefSeq and is a predicted model, not a curated record. NCBI's taxonomy places the organism in Eukaryota, Viridiplantae, Streptophyta, Magnoliopsida, Malvales, Malvaceae. Bases 1 to 1011 code for a protein of 336 amino acids. The transcript has 3 exons.